Messenger RNA from Rhodamnia argentea, 5091 nucleotides. RefSeq lists its product as uncharacterized. The transcript has 23 exons. The record is from RefSeq and is a predicted model, not a curated record. Bases 469 to 4815 code for a protein of 1448 amino acids. Lineage: Eukaryota; Viridiplantae; Streptophyta; Magnoliopsida; Myrtales; Myrtaceae.
AAAAAGAAAGGGAAAAUAAAAGGAUGUGAGCGCAGCGAGAAAAAGCAGAGAAGCAUUUCCGAAGAGAGAGAGAGAAACGGAACGCGAAGCUUCGCUUGGACUCACUGUCUCUCCACUGACGAACUGUUCAAAUCUUGGGAUAUCGUGGACCUGGCUGAAAGGGUAGCACCUGAGAUUGCAUUAAAGGCAAAUAGUUUGAAGUAAAGAAGACAUUGUGGUAGGAAGAACUUUGGCAACAUCUUAACAAGCCCUUGGCUAAAGGAGUGACAAUAUUACCUGGUGAUCUCUCACUCCAGUACUUUGGGGGUUCAACAUCAACAAGGACGGUGCCAACCGAUGACUCAUUAUAACAAAAGCUACCUCUCAACCUUGAUAUGAAGUUUACAGAUCAGUAUGCACUCAUGAGUAGCAUGUUUUGCUGAUACAGUGGAUUCCAUAACCUUGACCCCUGUGGUGCAAUCCUAACUCAUGCGUUGCUUUAUUAUCAUCUGGUGGUUUUUUUGGGGUUAUUUCUAUAUUUUUCCGCCAUCUCGAGGCUUGAGGCUUUAUGGAGGAGCAAAUGAUAGGUUAGGUUAUUUGCACCACCCCGGGUCAGUUAUAGGCUAUGGUCCCUGGGUCACCAGCUUUACCGACGUCGGGCCAUUGACAUUUUUUCCUUCAAAUGAUUCAGUAUCCUGUGAAGAUCUGGAAGGUGUAGGAUCCUUUAAUACAACCUGUUUGCUGAACUCAAAUUUGUAUCUGAGUUCUGAUAUAUACAUAUACGGUACGGGAAAUAUUGAGAUACUGCCUCGUGUCUCGAUCGCUUGUCCAGUUCAAGGCUGCACAAUUACUUUCAAUGUGUCAGGCAGUGUUAAAGUAGGUCAUCAUGCUGCUGUAAUCGCAGGUUCUGUUGUUUUCUCAGCAGCAAAUAUGACUCUGGAGGAUAAGGCUUUGAUAAACUCUUCUUCUUUAGGUGGACCACCACCACCUCAAACUAGUGGUACACCAUUCGGUUAUGAUGGGGCUGGUGGAGGACAUGGGGGUCGAGGUGCUUCCUGUAUAACCAGCAAUAAUAAAAGUAAUUGGGGUGGUGAUGUUUAUGCGUGGUCCACUUUGUCUAAGCCUUGGAGUUAUGGGAGCAAGGGCGGUGGAAUAUCUGACAAGAGAAAAUUUGGAGGGAAUGGUGGUGGACGUGUUAAGCUUUUGGUGAAGGAUACACUACAUUUAAAUGGAUCCGUGAUGGCAGAAGGUGGGGAUGGAGGGUUAAGUGGGGGAGGAGGAUCUGGUGGAAGUGUACAUAUUUAUGCUGUGAAGCUGAAGGGAUAUGGUACCAUCAGUGCAGCUGGAGGGAGAGGAUGGGGCGGAGGUGGUGGAGGAAGAAUUUCACUAUAUUGCUACAGCGUACAGGAAGAUGUGAAAGUUACUGUGCAUGGUGGAUCGAGUAUUGGCUGUCCACAGAAUGCUGGAGGAGCUGGGACAUACUUUGAUGCUUAUUUUCUCAGUUUACGUGUUGGCAAUGACUAUUUUACCACAGAAACAGAGACUCCUUUGCUUGAUUUUUCUACAAGUCCCAUAUGGUCUCACGUGAUCGUGGAGAAUGGUGCAAAAGUGCUGGUCCCACUUGUUUGGACUAGAGUUCAGGUAAGAGGCCAAUUCAGUGUGUAUCGUGGAAGCAGCAUUGCUUUUGGAUUGGCUAAAUUUCCAGUCUCAGAAUUUGAGCUUGUUGCUGAAGAGCUAUUAAUGAGUGAUUCUGUCAUCAAGGUUUAUGGUGCACUAAGGGUUGCUGUCAAGAUGUUACUUAUGUGGAACUCAGAAAUUCAAAUUGAUGGAGGCGGGAAUACUGUUGUCACCACCUCCGUCCUUGAAGUCAGGAAUCUGGCAGUUUUAAGUCAUAACUCCAUUGUUGGUUCGAACACAAACUUGGCCGUGUAUGGUCAGGGAUUACUGCAGUUAACAGGUCAUGGCGAUGCAAUCAAAGGCCAGCGACUUUCCCUGUCUCUCUUCUAUAACAUAACUGUAAGACAUUGGUUGGCCCUGGAGCAAUACUUCAGGCUCCUUUGGAUAAUGAUGCGAGUCGGAGAGUACUCUCUUUGUGGGAGUCAGACCUGCCCAAUAGAUCUCAUUACUCCACCUGAUGAUUGCCAUGUUAAUUACACGCUAUCCUUUUCCCUCCAAAUCUGUCGUGUUGAGGAUGUCCUCGUGAAUGGUCUCAUCAAGGGAAGCAUAGUUCACUUUCACAGAGCAAGGACAGUCAUUGUUGAUACUGAUGGCAUGAUUACUGCAUCAGAGUUAGGUUGUAACGGAGGUAUUGGAAAGGGGAACUUUUCUAGUGGGGCCAGUAGUGGUGCAGGGCAUGGAGGAAAAGGUGGCACUGGAUAUUUUAACGGGAUGGUGUGCAGUGGUGGUACAGAUUAUGGUAAUGCAGAUCUUCCAUGCGAACUGGGAAGUGGAACGGAGGGUCCUAACCAGACAUAUGGACAGACAGUUGGAGGAGGAAUAAUUGUCAUGGGAUCAAAGCAAUGGCCACUUCUUAGACUUGAAGUUUAUGGAUCUUUGAGAGCUGAUGGUCAGAAUUCUGGAACCUUUGGUUCAUUUAUAAGGAACAGUAGUAGUUCUCUGAUUGGUGGACUUGGUGGAGGUUCUGGGGGGACAAUACUUCUUUUCCUUCAAGAGGUUAUACUUGGAGAGAAUUCAUCUUUGUCUAUUCUUGGCGGAAAAGGUGGAACGUUUGGAGGUGGCGGUGGGGGAGGUGGUAGAGUACAUUUUCACUGGUCCAAGAUUGGUAUUGGUAUGGAUUAUGUUCCAGUUGCAACCAUAAAAGGCUCCAUUAACAGUAGUGGAGGUGCUGGUGCCAGUGGUGGUUCUGAUGGAGAGAAAGGUACAGUUACAGGGAAAAGAUGUCCUGCAGGCCUUUAUGGUACAUUCUGUGAGGAAUGCCCAAUUGGUACUUGCAAAGAAGUUGAAGGCUCUGAUGCAAGUCUUUGUAUUCCUUGCUCCCUUGACCGCCUUCCCUACCGAGCAAAUUUCAUAUAUGUACGCGGAGGAGCAACUCACCCAUUUUGUCCCUAUGAAUGUGUGUCCGGCAAAUAUAGAAUGCCAAAAUGUUAUACCCCUCUCGAGGAGCUGCUCUAUACAUUUGGAGGGCCAUGGCCGUUUGCACUUCUGUUAUCAUUCUUAUUGGUGCUUCUUGCUCUAUUAUUAAGUGCUUUGAGGAUUAAAGUAGUUGGACCGGGCUGUAGUUGUUAUAAGGAAAAUGCAAAUGAGCACCCAAGCCGUCAUCAUUCUCCCUAUCUUCUUUCCCUGUCAGAGGUCCGUGGAACAAGAGCUGAAGAAACACAAAGCCAUGUACACAGAAUGUACUUCAUGGGUCCUAAUACCUUUAGAGAACCGUGGCACCUUCCCUACUCGCCUCCGGACUCUGUUAUUGACAUUGUGUAUGAAGAUGCUUUCAACAGAUUUAUUGAUGAGGUUAAUUCAGUUGCUGCGUAUGAUUGGUGGGAAGGCUCAGUGCACAGCAUACUUGCAGUUCUUGCCUAUCCUUGUGCAUGGUCCUGGAAACAGUGGCGGAGGAGGAAAAAAAUCCACCGCCUUCAAGAAUAUGUCAAAUCUGAAUAUGAUCAUUCAUGUCUUCGCUCUUGUAGGUCGCGAGCUCUCUAUAAGGGGAUGAAGGUUGGGGCAACACCAGACCUCAUGGUUGCAUAUAUUGAUUUUUUUCUUGGCGGUGAUGAGAAGCGCUUGGACAUCGUGUCGAUCAUAGAGAAGAGAUUCCCAAUGUGUAUACUUUUUGGUGGGGAUGGAAGCUAUAUGUCUCCUUACAGUCUUCACAGUGACCUUCUCUUGACGAAUCUUCUUGGCCAGCAUGUCCCAGCAUCUGUUUGGAAUCGCUUGGUGGCUGGUCUGAAUGCUCAGUUGAGGACAGUGAGGCAUGGAUCAUUACGUACUUCUCUACGUCCUCUUGUUGAUUGGAUUAGCAGUCAUGCAAAUCCUCAGCUUGAGUUUCAUGCCAUUAAAAUUGAGCUUGGAUGGUUUCAAGCAACAGCUUCUGGUUACUAUCAGCUCGGUAUAUUGGUGGCAGUCAAUGAAUAUCUCUCUCAUAGCUUGAACUCCUGUGACUUUCUAGAUAGGAACAGUGACGCUUCAAGAAGGAAUGCUGCAUCUGCUGGACAAAGCAUGAAGCAACUGCAACCAAAUCAGACAUAUGGUAGUCAAGCAUUAAUUCGCAACAGAAGAAUUACAGGCGGAAUCAAUGGUGGUAUUAUAAAUGGCGCAACCCUAAAAUCUUUGGAUUUUAAGAGGGACUAUGCCUUCCCAAUGUGUCUCUUACUGCGCAACACAAGACCAGUUGAUCGACAGGGCACUUUGGAGUUUUUGAUUACCAUCAUGCUUUUGGCAGAUCUAUCUGUCACUCUCCUUACGUUGCUUCAGUUCUAUUGGAUCUCCGUAGGGGCAUUUCUAGCAGUACUACUCAUUCUUCCUUUGUCUCUGCUCUCUCCUUUCCCAGCCGGCUUAAAUGCCUUGUUCAGCAAAGAACCUAGAAGAGCUUCACUCGCUCGUGUCUAUGCUCUAUGGAACUCUACAUCACUUUUCAAUAUCAUCGUGGCCUUUAUUUGUGGCAUUAUUGCAUAUGGUGGCUCCUUUUUCCAGCCCACUGACAAAGCCCGUGGUUGGAACAAUAAAAGGGAUGACGACGAGUGGUGGCUUUUGCCAACGGUCCUCCUCCUGUUCAAGUGUAUACAAGCUCGCUUCAUCGACUGGCACAUAGCGAAUCUCGAAGUCCAGGACUUCACUCUGUUCUGUCCAGAUCCGGAUGCAUUUUGGGCCCACGAGUCUUUGUGACAAACGAGGUUUGAGCUUGGCGUGGACAGCUUGCUUUCUCACCCGUUAGAGGCUGCUUCCUAUGUCGUGUGUAAAUGCAUUUUUAGUUCUCUUAGGAGAAUUAUGUUCAGAUGCGUGUAGAUAUAUAGGCUCUCUUUAUUAUUGUUAGUGGUAGUUGCCGAUAGUUUGUGUGAGCAAAUUGGAAAUCAGUACAUCUUCAAUACACUCUUUUUCAAUACACUCUUGAGUAGGAGUUAUUUGAAGGGUUCUUCUAGUCGGAAGUAAGGUUAUUAAAUA